Messenger RNA from Pantherophis guttatus, 12594 nucleotides. RefSeq names its product exportin 4 (gene XPO4). Gene Ontology annotation, biological process: protein export from nucleus. Gene Ontology annotation, molecular function: nuclear export signal receptor activity. Lineage: Eukaryota; Metazoa; Chordata; Lepidosauria; Squamata; Colubridae. The record is from RefSeq and is a predicted model, not a curated record. Gene Ontology annotation, cellular component: cytoplasm; nuclear pore.
CAUGAUGGCGGCGGCCGCGGCGGCGGCGGCGGGGGGAGCCUCCGAGGUGAUCGCUCAGCUGGAGAGCGCGGCCAAAGUGCUGAUGGCACCACCCUCCAUGGUCAAUAAUGAACAACGUCAGCACGCCGAACACAUAUUUUUAUCGUUUAGAAAAUCAAAAUCGCCGUUUGCAGUUUGCAAACAUAUUUUAGAAACUAGUAAAGUGGACUAUGUCCUUUUUCAAGCCGCCACAGCGAUAAUGGAAGCAGUUGUACGAGAAUGGAUUCUGUUGGAAAAAAGCAGUAUAGAAUCACUACGAACAUUCCUUUUAACGUAUGUCUUACAAAGGCCAAACCUCCAGAAAUAUGUGCGGGAACAGAUAUUGUUAGCAGUAGCAGUAAUAGUGAAACGAGGGUCUUUAGACAAAUCAAUUGAAUGCAAGAGCAUUUUUCAUGAAGUCAGUCAGUUGAUAAGCAGCGGCAAUCCCACAGUGCAAACUCUGGCCUGUUCCAUUUUAACCGCAUUGCUAAGUGAGUUCUCAAGUUCAAGUAAAACCAGCAACAUUGGAUUAAGCAUGGAGUUCCACGGCAAUUGCAAACUAAUAUUUCAGGAGGACGAUCUCCGUCAGAUCUUUAUGCUCACCGUAGAGGUACUACAGGAAUUCAGCCGGCGUGAAAAUCUUAAUGCUCAGAUGUCUUCGGUUUUUCAACGUUACCUUGCACUAGCCAAUCAGGUCUUAAGCUGGAAUUUUCUUCCUCCAAAUUUAGGCAGACAUUAUAUAGCUAUGUUUGAAUCCUCACAAAAUGUGAUGUUAAAGCCAACAGAGUCCUGGCGUGAGACCCUCCUGGACAGCAGAGUGAUGGAGCUUUUCUUUACAGUGCAUCGAAAAAUUAGAGAAGACACCGAUAUGGCACAAGACUCUCUGCAGUGUUUAGCCCAGCUAGCCUCUCUUCAUGGGCCAGUCUUUCCUGAUGAAAGCUCUCAAGUUGAUUAUUUAGCUCACUUCAUUGAGGGAUUGCUCAAUACUAUCAAUGGGAUUGAGAUAGAAGAUUCUGAAGCUGUGGGCAUAUCCAGUAUAAUCAGCAAUUUGAUCACUGUAUUUCCUCGCAAUAUAUUAACAGCCAUUCCAAAUGAACUUUUCUCUUCGUUUGUUAACUGCCUCACACAUCUCACUUGCUCUUUUGGAAGAAGUGCUGCCUUGGAAGAAGUUCUUGACAAAGAUGAUAUGGUAUAUAUGGAGGCAUAUGACAAGCUCUUGGAAUCAUGGCUUACCUUGGUACAAGAUGAUAAACAUUUCCACAAAGGCUUCUUCACUCAGCAUGCUGUUCAGGUUUUUAAUUCUUACAUCCAGUGCCACUUAGCUGCUCCUGAUGGUACAAGGAAUUUGACUGCCAAUGGUGUGGCUUCCAGGGAGGAAGAGGAAAUAAGUGAGCUGCAGGAGGAUGACAGAGAACAAUUUUCUGAUCAGCUGGCCAGCAUAGGCAUGUUAGGAAGAAUUGCUGCUGAACACUGUAUACCUCUUCUUAUCAGUUUGUUAGAAGACAGAGUGACAAGGCUUCAUGGCCAGUUACAAAGGCAUCAGCAAUUAAUAAGUUCAGCUGGAUCAAGCUCCAUUGACAAUAAAGUGCUUGAUGACUUGUAUGAGGAUAUUCAUUGGCUUAUUCUAGUCACAGGCUACCUCUUAGCUAAUGAUACUCAGGGAGAGACUCCGCUAAUACCUCCAGAAAUAAUGGAGUAUUCCAUUAAGCAUUCAACUGAGGUUGACAUCAAUACAACGCUUCAAAUUCUUGGAUCUCCAGGAGAAAAGGCCUCUUCCAUUCCAGGGUACAACAGAACCGAUUCUGUUAUUAGGUUAUUGUCUUCUGUUCUAAGAGUUUCGGAAGUGGAGUCUCGAGCAAUAAGAGCAGAUCUUACGCACCUUCUAAGCCCACAAAUGGGAAAAGAUAUUGUGUGGUUCCUCAAACGGUGGGCAAAAACCUAUCUCCUCGUAGAUGAAAAGCUAUAUGACCAGAUAAGCUUGCCAUUCAACACCGCAUUUGGUGCUGACACUGAGGGUGCCCAAUGGAUUGUGGGCUACCUUUUAGAAAAAGUACUCAGCAAUCUUGCAGUGUGGAGUUCUGAGCAAGAACUUGCCAAUGACACUGUGCAGCUACUGGUAACUUUGGUAGAAAGGAGGGAGAGGGCAAAUUUAGUAAUUCAGUGUGAAAACUGGUGGAACUUAGCAAAACAAUUUGCCAGACGGAAUCCCCCUCUUCACUUUCUAUCCAGUUCAGUGCAACGUACAUUAAUGAAAGCCUUAGUUCUUGGGGGUUUUGCUCAUAUGGAUGGAGAUACCAAACAGCAAUACUGGACAGAAGUUCUUCAGCCACUGCAACAACGAUUCUUAAAUGUGAUAAACCAAGAAAACUUCCAACAAAUCUGCCAGGAGGAGGAGGUGAAACAGGAAAUUACUGCCACCUUAGAAGCACUUUGUGGUAUUGCUGAGGCUACCCAGAUAGACAAUGUAGCAAUUCUCUUUAAUUUUCUGAUGGACUUCCUUACAAAUUGCAUUGGACUAAUGGAGGUGUACAAGAAUACACCAGAGACUGUUAACCUCAUUAUAGAAGUUUUUGUUGAAGUUGCACAUAAACAAAUAUGCUAUCUUGGAGAGUCUAAAGCCAUGAAUUUAUAUGAAGCUUGUCUGACCCUACUUCAAGUAUAUUCCAAGAAUAAUUUAGGUAGACAACGAAUAGAUGUUACAGCAGAAGAGGACCAAUACCAGGAUCUUCUUCUCAUUAUGGAGCUUCUCACUAACUUACUUUCAAAAGAAUUUAUAGAUUUCAGUGAUACAGAUGAAGUAUUUAGGGGACAUGAACCUGGGCAAGCAACAAACAGAUCCGUAUCGGCAGCAGAUGUUGUCUUAUAUGGAGUGAAUCUAAUCCUGCCUUUAAUGUCCCAAGAUUUGUUAAAGUUUCCAUCACUAUGUAAUCAGUACUACAAACUAAUUACUUUUAUUUGUGAAAUAUUUCCUGAGAAAAUUCCACAGCUUCCAGAAGACUUGUUUAAAAGCCUUAUGUAUUCAUUAGAAUUGGGGAUGACAUCAAUGAGUUCAGAUGUUUGCCAGCUCUGCUUAGAAGCUCUAACACCAUUAGCAGAACAAUGUGCAAAAACACAGGAAUCAGAGUCAUCCCUCUUUUUAGCAACAAGACACUUUCUUAAGAUGGUUUUUGAUAUGCUGGUACUGCAAAAGCACAAUACAGAGAUGACAGCUGCAGCAGGGGAAGCAUUUUAUACAUUAGUAUGUUUGCAUCAGGCAGAAUAUUCUGAAUUAGUUGAAACUUUACUAUCAAGUCAGCAAGAUCCCAUAAUUUACCAGCGGUUAGCAGAUGCUUUCAACAAACUUACUGCAAGCAGCACUCCGCCUACGCUGGACCGUAAGCAGAAGAUGGCCUUCCUCAAAAGUUUAGAAGACUUUAUGUCAAAUGUCGGUGGUCUUCUCUGUGUAAAAUAAAUACCAGAACUGUAUGCCUAACUUAGACCCUUUUUGCAAAAUGCACUGAAAAAUGCUGAAAGCUGACGUAAUCUUAAAUGCCUGUUGCUGGGUUUUUUGCAGCCAUCUCAAAUUUCAGAGAGCCUGGAAGUUUUGAGCAGUGGAAUAGGAGAUGUCAACUCUAAAAUCAGCUUCUGCUAAUAUGUGUUAGCCACCGUCUGUCAUAUACCUUUUAUGUUGUACAGAAUAAAAACAGAAAAACUGAAAUGUUUAAUAAAAGAAUUCCACAAGUGCAUAUAGACAAUGGGCACAGUAAACAAAAAACAAAAAACCAAGAAUCAGUGCCUUGUCCCAGAAGUCCUCAAGUAGUGAUGAAUCAACUCCUAUAAUAUUUUUUGUUAUUGCUAGAAGCCCUUUUUGGUGCGUGAUUUAGACACAUACAGAACUGUAAAACAAUUCUAAGCUUUAUUUUCCCUCUCCGAAAACUGUGUGUAACCCAGUGAAGAAAAAAACCACCAAAUGAUAUUUUUAAACUUGGAUUUAGUGUUUUUUUGGGGUUGUUUUUUUUUUUUUUUUUUUGCUUUUUUUUUACAUCAACCUGGCGUUGCAUGUUUGUGUAAUACAACUUUUUACAUUAUAUGCUGCUGCCCUAAAGUUCAGAAAGAAGAAAGGUGUAUAUUUUUGUUUCCCCCGAAAUGAACUUUAGGAACUGUAGCCAUUUCAUUGCCUUAAUUUAAAACAAAAAAAAUAGGUGAAAUAAGUUAGGUGAGUUAUCUAAGGCAAGCUUUGAAUCUUCAAAACUGGUUUAGAAUGUUGGCACUAAGCUGCCAUGUAUCUGUUUGCAGCCCUUGUGUGUUGAGAGUAUUAUGUCUAUGAGUGUAAACAAAAAUCAAUGUAUACCUUUACUUUUAAUAUUUGUUGAGUCACACCCAUGUCAUACACAACUGCAGUGUAUUUCAAGAUUGAAUUGUUUGCUGAAGCAAUAAUGUUUCAAAUUAUGUAAAUUAUUGAUUUCUACAAUUUUUUUUUAAUGUUGGGGCAUUAGAUUCAGUGGCUAGACUACACGAGCAUCAAACUCUUCUAGCAAGGGCCGUGCAUGUUUGACUUCAGAAUAUGGACCCAUGGUUUAAUAUUUUGCCACCAUUGUCAAAUUUAAUAGUGCUGUCUUCUGCUGCUCUGAUCCCACUUGUUUGGUGUGUUGGCACUUUAACUAUGUAAGAUUACCUGUAUGGUUUCAUCCUGCACUCACCAAAUAGGAGGUUGCCAUGGGAACAAAGUGGCAGGAUAUCAAGAAUAUGGAAGCAGAACAUUUAUUCAUAAUUGUAAGCCAAACUAAACCAACCGGAAUAUGUAUGCUGCUGAUUAAAAAUAACCUUUUUUAAUGAAGGAAGGAGAUAAUUUGUCUCCAGAAUCUUGUGCUUCAUAUUUGCAAGAACUGAGCUAUUGGAUAUUAACAAAUAAAUAUUUUUACAUUUUAUAUAGAAAUGUAAGCCCUCACCUCAUCCUAGCAUCAUGUUUGCAAUUCCGUGCCAGUCUUGAGCUGUUCAUCUCACCAUUUAAUCACACUACCCAUAAUUAUUUAUAUAUGAUUUGAAAUCUUUAAUAUUAUAGAGUUUUAUAAGGGUCCAAGACUUCUUUAAUUCCUUCUCAUUAAACCACAAUCAGAAAUCAAGGGAAAGAUGGGCUAUGGUUUGUAAAUCUUUCCUAUGAACUGUAAUGUUUUCAAAAACUGAAGACUGGCUAGAGGAAGUUGCUUCCUUGAAUAAAUAAACAAAAAGGUUCAAUAAAGAAUGGCUUGGUUCAGAGAUCUCUACAAACUAAAUGGCUUGGCUUUCAGAACAUACUGUGACAAACUCUUUGCACUUGAUUUAAUUUAGUAUGCAUGAGUGGCUGAGCUGAGCAAAUGAUGGUUAUUUAGCCACUGGUUGGUCUCCUAAAAAUAAGUUUUAAAACACAUAUUCCUAACGAACUAAUCCAUAACUUGCCAUGAUAUCUGAACUGAGCCUAAAUUGUUCAAUUCUCAAUUAUAUUGUUCCAUUUCUUUCUGUUAGUGUUAUUUGUAGAAUAAGGGAAUUGUUUUGGCUUCUGAUUUGUUUUAAAAAUUGGGUUUGUCCUGUGGCUCCAACAUAAUUAUAUGUUUUAAUUAUGAUGAAUUCUACAUGUGUCUUUUAAAACUGUUAACAUUUAAGUUUCUAAACCAAUUUGUUUUCAAAAUUUUACUCAUGAUGUUGAAACAAAAUUCUACUGCCUAUUUUUGAUGGCAAUUUAUUGCUAGGAUGUAACUAAGCUCUCAUUUAUUGUGAACAACAAUACUAGCUUAUAAAAUUAGUGCUUAAAGGUGCCAUGUGAACUUUUGGAAAUGUGAGACAUAAUGUUUAUCUCUGGAAGCAUUGAAGAGCCAGUUUGCACAGUUUCCUUAAAGUGGAAAUACUUGCAAGGCAACAAUGAAUUGUGCUCAAGAAUUCCACUUUCUUGACUGUUUGGGGAAGAAUCUGCUAAGUGGCCUGCUGGGCAUUAUCGGUUCAUUUCAAAUUACUCUGUUCCAGAUUUCUGCACAAAUGAAUGGUGGUGGUGCACAACAGGUCUUGGUGGAUUGUUUCUAAAUUGUCAAGGAUUUAUUUGCAAUUUUAAACUUGCUUCCCGAUUUAAAAUGUAUAUUAUAUUAAAGGGACACUAUCCAAUACAUUUUUAUCUGAAAUUUUGUAAUCGUUAGAAAUUUCUAAGGAGGUUAUCUUUCCAGUUUUUGUAUUUUUUUAAAAGUAUGAAUAAUACUAUCGUACCCCUACGCCAUCCAACAUGUUUCCAGAUGUAAUGCAAUGUAUCUCCACUCCUAAAUGUUGACAUUUUAACAAUCCAGAAUUAGCUCUACUAAUUCUGAAAGCUUACUUUGCAGCAUAGACACAUUUAUCACACUAGAGAACUCUCUUAUUACCGUACUAGACUGUGUCCAGAUCUACUUCUUUUAGUGAAAACACAGACAAAGCCAAUGGAAGCCAAUAAAAAAAUGCAUUUUAGUUAGCUGACAUUCUUUGAGAAUUUGGUUCAAUAUUCAAUAACCCCGAUGAGUCCGCCUUCAGGGAAACUUAGAGAAAAGGAAAACAAAGUAAAAAAAACAUUUGCUGUAAGAUCCCAUUAUGCAACCUACAACUUUAUAAUUCAGAUAUACCAAAUAUGAUGCUUUGACAGAGCAAAUCAUUUUCUUGGAAUAUCUUUCUAAUGAUAGCCAUUGCUGUUCUGUAUUUACUUCCAAAUUAUAUUCAGCUCUAUUGCUAGAUUUUCAAAACAUAAAUCAUGAAUCACGUGCUUUCACCAUAGAUAAACUGACCUUGAUUUUAUCUUGGGUGUUGAUAGUACUAUUACGCUUUUCAAAGAGAAUGUCUGGAAUUCUAAUCUGAGCAUGGUAAAAUGCAAUUCAAGUAUUGGGUUGCCAUUUAUUAUAUUUAGUGAAAUAUAUGCAACUUACAUAUAAAGACAGAAUGUAAAAAAACGAUAAAUUGCUCAAAAUUCAAAUUAAUUGCCCUAUUUGACAGCUAAUUUAUCACAAUAGAAAUUGAAAUAAUUCAACCUGGUCCCAGCAAUUAUUGGUGUUAAACAUAUACAGUAGUAACAUAUCUGCACAAUAAUACCAAAAUUGUUUAUAGUAGGAUCCCCAUUCUGUGAUUUGAGUGGUUUCCUCUAAUGAACCACUUCCAAACAGAACUUAAACCAUGCAAAAGAACUCCAUCUGAAAAACAAUACCAUCCUUAUAAAUUAUUGGAACUAUAAUAACAGCAUUUUCCAUUUUAUUAAUCUGAGAGCUGCUGAACAUCUUAUAUUUAUGGGUUUAUCUCAUUAUUCUAAGAGUCAGCUUCAUUGAAGAUUAUUUUAAAAGCAGAUCUCAAAGUAAUGAAAAUCUAUUUUUCCAAAUUUUCUCGUCUGCAAAAUUUUGCAAGUACAAUAUCACUUUUUGUGGUGCAACAUGCUUUGUAUGUCACUGUUCUGAAGAUUUAGCAGCAGUCAUAUUGCAAUCGGAUAGUCACAAUUGGAAGCAAUCUAUUGAAUUUUGUGAACCUUUUGCAUAGGCACACGUAGCCUUGUGCUGUGGAUAUUAUUGUCACUGGCUAUUAUAGAAAUGGAAAGCUUGGUCUAAAGCAAACAAAAUAGAAUGGCAGUUUUGAGAUUACAUGAGUUCCAUAAUUCCACUAUUCAUUACUGUAGUUGGAAUUGCUGGAAUAUUCCAUAAAAUGAAGCCAUAUUCAAUGUAAUAUAAAUAAUAUAAUAAUUUUUAAAAACCCUUUUAAGCCAGAAUAUUGGGGAAUGACAUAUUUCUUGUUAAAUAUUUUUUUGUGUUUUGUCCAUGUGCAAUUACUGCUUUUUUUUUUUACUAUAAGCUGACUUGCUCUGAAGCGUAAAAAUGGUUUUUCAGUUGUUUCUAUCAAAGAUAAAUAAAAAUAAUGAAUUCAGUUUUGCACUGAUUCAGUCUUCUUGCUUUAGAAUAUCACUAGGAUACAAGAUGAAUUUGACCGCUGCUCUUAGUAAACCAAACUUUUAGAAUGAGGAGACAGCCAUAACCAAACAUGCAAAAUAUAAUUAAUAUCACUGAUGCUAUUUUGAUCUUCUCACUACUACUUUUGGAAGAAGUAAAACAGUUAUUAAAUUCAACCAGUCAAUUUUAUUUAUUACAGCCUUAAAUUAUUGAAUUAUUCCAAUUACUGGAGUUGAAACAUACUUUAUUUUCUAUCCUUCAGAUUUUGGUACCUAAACUUUAUAUCUGGCUGAAUCUUACUAACAUGAGUUCAGAAUUUAACUGGAAUGUUGAGUUUGCCAACUACACUUCUGUUAAAUGCAUCGUUUUUAAUUUUAAUAAUUUGUUUAUUAAGCUCAAGAAUUACUAUUGAUUUAGGUCAGUCUCUCUUUAUUCCAGUCCUUUUGUGCAAUGGAAAAUAUUUAAAGCCACAGAUAGUCUGAAAUGAAAUUUUGCUUUAAAUUAAUAAGAUCUGGAAUAAACUUGAAAGUCGUGGUUUUUAUGUAAAGAGACAGAUUUGUGCUGUCUUGCAUGAUUGGAUUUGGAUUUUUAAUAUGCUUUCAUUUUUUAAUACACCUGCUAUCCAAAUAAAGCAGUCUGGUCAAAAAAAAAAAAAAGAAAAGAAAGAAAAUCAUGAAGGUAGUUAAACAGCAAGAAAUAAUUUUGUUUUUCAAAGCGGUCUGCAAUCUUAACCAGUUGUAACUGACAGUGGGUGUUUAGAAAGUAGAAUAAAUGUUUUGAAUUGCAUUUGAAAACUUCUCUGUAAAUGUAAAUGAUAAUCUUGGUGCUUCAAUAUGUGAAUUUCAGUACUUUAAUUUUUUUAUUAAAAAGGGGCAGGUUCUCAUUAAAUGUUUCAUUGCAUAAAUGUGUUUAGUUAAAAUUCCAACUGUUUUCUAUUGCAUCUAAUCCUUCUUUUUAUAUGAUCUCUUUUAAGGUUUGUCUUCAAUUCUAAAGUGCAUUAGAUUGCCUUUUAACCAAAAAAGACUGAGGAAUUAUAUGACUCACAUAGUUUGUAUCUGUUGAAAGAUGGGUAAUUACUACAAGAAAGAAAACUGCAAAGAGAACUGUCUGAUUAUGUCUCUGAUUCUUUGAACUAAGGGAUCUUAAUUUAGUCUAUCCCACUGCAAAAUGGUUAGGGGGAAGAAUUUUCACUGGCCCCUACUAGAUAUAUUUGCAAUGCUGUUUUAAAUAUUGUUGUUUCUAUUGUACAUUCUGCUUGUUAUGCUCCAUUACUUUUAAACAAUGUUUUGUUAUUUUUGAACUAUUGCUGUAUUUCUAAGAAAUCUCUUAGGAAAAUCUCUUCUCACAACAUCAGCACUACUGGCAGUGAAUUCUUACAUUCUUCUAUCCGUCCUUAAUGAAAGACUGUUGGCCAAAAUAUUUUCGGACUGCUUUAAAGCUGUUAACGCACUUUUGUGACUUUAUGGCUGUUGAAAAUGAAUUGUCUUGCAAAUAUUUUGAUAAACAUAUGUACUCAAUGAAAAACAAAAUUUUACUGACUCAGGAAAGAAAGUUGCUGUAGAUACCUUAUUUUUAGAAGUGGAAUAUUUUAAUCUGCAUAUUUUAAAUAGCCAAAUUAUGUUUAGAAGCUAGAACUUUAAAAGGGGGGGGGGGUUAAUUUAAUGUGAAGAUGAACAGGUCUAUUUACUUUUAAAUGUUUUUGUUCUCCAAAGUUCAUGAAGUUAAGUUAUAUAUUUACCUAAUAGGUAACAAAGAGUCAAAGCUAUUUUAAGUUAUUUUCUUCAGCAGACAGUAGGAUGAAGGGGCAGAUAGUUAAUUUGAGACUGCUUGAAAUAUAGUCGAGACACUUAUUUAAAUUAUUUAAAUCUUUAAGGACAGAUGAAUAGGAUAUACUGAAAAUAAUUUGCUGAUGGUUUGGCUAAAUAAUUAUACAUUACCUUUGAGAUUAUUGGAGAAGGAUAAUUGUCGUUUUCUUGAAAAAUAGAAAAGGAGAAUUUGACAAAUUAUGGACAGGUUAAUCUAACAUUAAUAUGUGGAAAGAUUUUGGGGAGUAGUUCAUUAAAUGUGGUAAUUAACAUAUAUCAGCAUCAAGUCUUGACCCAUUUCAAUUACAGUAGCAAUAAAUGCACCGUUGAAGGACCACAUUAAGACAGAUUGUCAAGGAGAAAAUCUAUCUGUGUGGUCUCUAAGAGUUGUCCAUGACUUGAUGGCACAUCAUCAAUUAAAUCUUGACCAUUACUUUAUGAAAUAGCUUAGUUAGUAGAUUGUGGGAAUGCUAUAUGUAAACCAGGACUUCCAAAAAGCAUUUGACAUGACAUUCUGAUUAGCAAAUUAGGAAGUACAGGUCACAUAUAGUUGAUAUAAAAAUCACAAUCAUCAAAUUAGAGUAAAAUGCUAUGUAGAUGCCACACAAUUUAGCCCUGGGUCCUGUACACAUCAACAUUUUUAUUAAUUUGGGUGAAGAAAUAAGAGAUGCUUCUCAAAUCUGUCACUAACCAAAUUUUAGGAGAAUACUUAAUACCUUAAGACAUAAACAAAAUGUGAAAAGAUAUUGGUAAAUCAGAAAAACAGACUGGGCGGAGGGACAACCAAUUGAAUAGAGUCAAAUGUGAACAUUGUCAAUAAGGAAAUUGUCAAAUUGGUAGGUAUGGAUACUUGAAAUAAUUAUGAAAAAGAGUCUGUUUGUUAUACAGAAAGGAAGUCCUGAUGAAGUACUGUCAAGAAAUAGAGUUUUUUGUGAUAAAGAGACUGAAUGCCAAUCUCUGAAUGAUGUAAUGUGAAGAUAGUCAAUAAAUAGGGCUUACAGUGCAACGCAGAAUGAAGGAAGCAAAGAACAAAAUAAUUGUAACCCUCCUGAAAAUCACUACACCACAGCAAAGCAACUAUCUUUUUUCCUGUCAUCCAUCCUGCACUAUUAUGACUACUGUAUAAAAUCUAACAAAAUCUUGGUACAGCACAGCAGUUUAUUAUAAAAUGAAUGUGAGACAGUAUGAUAUGACUAUUUAAAAAGGCAAACGUAAUUAUAGCUACAGUAUAUCAACAGAACUAUAAUAAUAGUUGCACUUUGUUCUGCAUUGGUCAGACCCUCUUGAAUAUUGUGUGAACCCCACACUCUUAGAAGGAUGCAGACAAACUGGAAUGAGUAAUUGGAGAAUGUUAGAAGAGUGGGGGAUAUAACAGUCUUCAAAUAUCUAAAAUAAGAGCUGCACAGUCUUCAGAUUCAGAGUUGGAAAGGUAUUUUGGAUCCAGCAUUGUCAGCUGAAUCUAAAGCACUUUUCUUGCUGAAAUUCUGAAGACUGCAAAACUCUUUCUGAAGUGUUACAUAAAAGAAAGUCAAAAUGCAAGACCUGGAAUGAAGAAUUUGAAUCACCAUAAGUCAGAUUCCAAUUAUUUUUUUAAUCCUAUCAAAUGGAGCAAAGUGACAAAGGUAUUGGGUUGCUUCUUACCUGAAGUGUUACAGAUUGCACAAUUACCUGUCUCGGGGUGCUUUAAUUUCCUUUUCUGCACUGAGCAAGGUGGCAAAUAUUGCUCAAAUGCCUAACUUUCCAACAUUAUCGUUGUAAGAUCAGAGGAAAUGUAGGUUCAUGUACUGUAUUAUCAUUUCUCCUGGGAAUCUCUGAUGGUGUACCAGAUGUAUUGUUAACUAAAUAUUGGCUUCACUUCUGUUUUACCUGGUGUUGCUCAAUUUACAUCUUCUGAUUCUGAAGUUAUUGUUGGGUUGAAAGGAUGUUUUACUGCCUCUAUAAAUUUCAUAGUGUCCAUAGCAUGGCAUCGAAUGUAGCCUCAACACAUCUGGAUUGAGCCAGCUAGGAAGAACAUUUAGUAGGAAAACAAGACAUUUAUUCUUCCUUUGUAAUAGACAGGAUAUUCCAUACAUGCUCAAUGGAAAUCUUAAUUUUUCAUAUGCAGCAGUCUCUUAUACUGCUCUUCCAGAACUGGGAUUUGGGCCACAUGAUUGAUAUAUUUUACUAAAUCAAGUGAAAUUGUUCCUGGAGGAAAGCUUAAAUUAUCUAUUUAGUAAUUGUUACUGUAUAGAUGUGUUUUUCAUAAUGGUUUAUUGAAGAUACAAAUGAUGUAUCAUAGUGGUUAAGAUCUUACAUUAAUGCUGUUAAAACUUGUAAUUAAAAAAAGGAGAAAAUUAAAGGAAAGGUAUAUUUCUAAUCUCACCAGAAAUCCAUAUUAUAAAGAAAAUAAGUCUAUUAGAACUGUUUGAUUCUACAGUAUUUUAAUGCAGGAGAAGCAGAGUUUUGUUUUCUUGCAUAUUGUUGUCUCAUUGUAUCACUGUCACUGCUCUCCAGUAUCACACAUCUAAAUCUAUCACCCAAUAUUGUAUCUGUCUAUCCAAUUAGCAAGGACACUGCAGUCACAAUGUUCCUGAAAACAUCCUGAAAUAAGCUGGGUAUCCAAAACAUAUUUAAGGAUCCCAUUGUCCCUACUUUCAAAAACUGCAAUCCAGAAGACAAAAGAAGUUUAUGAUGUGACCUGCAGUCAGUACUAGCAUACCAAAAAAAAGUAGUUCCAAACAAUGCAAUAAUAUUUCAUUGAUUAGUCUACUAUAACAUCAAGUUUGUACAUGCAGAAUUUUGAAAUCUUACCAAGUAAUAAUUUUGAAAGCAUUUAUUUUUGUCAUUUUUAAUACUGGCUUUCAAUCAUGUUCCAAACAGAUUUAAAAAAACAACUG